AUGUGUGAAAAAUAUGAAGACUUCAUUACAACUUAUGAGAAGCUUUUUCAUCUGCAAUCAAGCGAGUCCAUUGAUGAUACUUUAAACUUGAUCAAGAGUAUAUUAAUUUCGAAGUAUAAAAGACCAGCUCAACAAAUAAUAAAAUGCAUUUUCAUAGCUAUGCAAAGUAACCCACGUUCAUUAAAAAGUUAUAUUGAUAUUCUCAACCAGAUUUCUAGUCUUUAUUCAAUAUCGUUUCAAUUCCUAAAAAUUAAAUCUGAAAGUUUGGAAUCAUUCUUGAGUUAUAAUAACAACAAUGGUCAUUAUCAUUUCGAAAAAAAAGAUAUUCCUGAGUUAGAUAAUGAAAUUUGUUCUUUAAUUUUUAAUGAUCAAAUUGAUGAUUUUAGAAGAUUUCUUUUAACAAACAAACUGCCUAAAUCUGUAUUGGAUCUUUCUUCAGGACAUAAAAUCUCUUUACUUGAAGCAUGUGCUUUCUAUGGAUCCGUAAAUAUAUUUUAUUUCCUUCUUUCAAAUUAUCCAUGUGUCGUAACCUUAAGAUGUUUACAUAACUCUAUAAUUGGUGGCAAUAUUGACAUUAUCAAUGAAUGCUUAAAGAUUCAUAAUCUGGAUUGUUACUGCUUUUUAAAUGCAAUCAAGUCACAUAACAAUAAAUUCCUUGAAUAUAUUUUUGAGAAGGAAUUAAUAAAUUUUGAUCAAGAUUUUUUGGAAAAGAACUAUAUAAAUGCAAUAACUUCUUCCCAAAAUUUAAAAGCUGUAUUUCUUCUUUACCAAGCAAAAAAGAAUAUAAUUCCAUGGUGCGCUGCAUUCCCUCAAACUCUUGAUAUAAUCAAAGCUGAAAACAUUGAUUUAAAUAUGCUUGACUUUGAUUGUAAGAAUCUUCUUCAUUAUGCAUCUUACUUUAAUAAUAUUGAUAUCUGUGAAUUUUUGUUCAGCUCUUCACAAGUUUAUCAUAGGCCGGUUAAUGCUAUUGAUAUUAAUAACCAGACAGCUCUCCAUUAUGCAGCAGCAAAUGAUUGUGCAGAAAUCGCAAAAAUUUUGAUUUCAAAUGAUGCUUUCAUUAAGGAUGGGCACUCAUAG
Molecule: messenger RNA, 1077 nt
Organism: Trichomonas vaginalis G3
Lineage: Eukaryota; Parabasalia; Trichomonadida; Trichomonadidae
Product: spectrin binding
Exons: 1
Coding region: 1-1077 (358 amino acids)
Molecular function (GO): protein binding
Source: RefSeq, a predicted model, not a curated record